Messenger RNA from Botrytis byssoidea, 183 nucleotides. RefSeq lists its product as uncharacterized. The record is from RefSeq and is a predicted model, not a curated record. Bases 1 to 183 code for a protein of 60 amino acids. Lineage: Eukaryota; Fungi; Ascomycota; Leotiomycetes; Helotiales; Sclerotiniaceae. The transcript has 2 exons.
AUGAUUAAAGUAAUUUUGGAGGACGAAAAGUACGGGGUCCAAGAGAAAAUGUCAGCCCCAGGGAUCCAGCUCGUCUAUUUCGAGGAAGGAGUCAUUUCUAAAUGCAUCCGCGAAAUGCUUCAUAUGCCGUCGUACAUGAUCUUGGGCAUGGUGGAGAUUUUAACGGCGACGCAUCGUGAGUAA